Molecule: messenger RNA, 9470 nt
Organism: Anopheles arabiensis
Lineage: Eukaryota; Metazoa; Arthropoda; Insecta; Diptera; Culicidae
Product: hormone receptor 4-like
Exons: 8
Coding region: 2257-7338 (1693 amino acids)
Biological process (GO): regulation of DNA-templated transcription
Molecular function (GO): sequence-specific DNA binding; DNA-binding transcription factor activity; zinc ion binding
Source: RefSeq, a predicted model, not a curated record
UAAAAUAAUGCAUCGCACCAUCGACCCCCAUUAAAAAUUCCCGUUCGCUCUCACUACUCUCACUUUUUCACUCUCUUUCAUGGUGUUUCUUCACCAGUAUUUUACCGUUGUAUGCUCAUACACAACCAACCGAUCGCGUUCGCGAAGAGCAUUGGACUUGUGUGGUGUUGCUUGUUGGAAUCGGUUGGCUCUACCGAUGUUGUGCGGAAUGGCUCCUCACAGUUAGCUUUUCCUGGUUGCAGUAUGUUCAAUGAUGUGGGCUAUAGAGUGAAAGAGCAGGCACGAAGGGGUGGGAGAUAUACACAUAGCAAUGAAGUUGCCGACGGGCGGAAGCAUGUUUUUCGUUUUCAUUUGCCACUCGCGCGGCUCGCGCCGAGAACCCGAGCCGGCUUGGUUUGGACGAUUCAUUCCGUAACCUACUUUGCUUCGAUACAUACACGCUUUUAGUUUAGCUCGGCACUACAAUUACUUCGUGUAGAUAGAUGAAUAGUUUUCAUUCAGCCAGCACUCAAAUAGCGGAGUUCUACUAUUAUAGACGACGAUGUUCAACGCUUUCAUCGUGGUCUCCCUGCUAGUACAAAUUGCCUGCCUAUUAUUGCCUUAAGUUUUUACAGGUUGGCAGGAAACGGUGGUUAAAUAUUUGUCAUUAAUGUGUACGUUAAGGGGAAAUGUCAAACUCAAUUAACUUUUCCUGGAGUCAAAUGCAAGUGUAUCAAAUUAAAACGCAUACAAAUAGUUGAAUGGCAAGAAAUGAAGUGAGAAAUAAUACCAAAACCAGUGACGAGAAAGUUUUUUGCUUGAAUGAAAAUUAAAUAGCGAAUUGUUGUAUACUUAUAACAUAGAGAAGUGUGUAAAAUUCUCUUAGCGAGUUGAAUUCUGUCAUCAGUUCCUGAAUCCUUCAACAUACGUCAAUUUAAAUCAAAGUGUUGCUACACUGGAUCUGCGAAUCAUAAACACGGAAAUCCUUGAUGUAGUGCAACAUUGAGCGAGUGCAGUGAUCUAACACAGCAUCGCAAGCAGCUGCAAUCUCUCCACUUGGAAUGAAAAAAGUAAACAGAUCCGCCAAUACAAAGAAAAAGAAACAGCUCGAUUGUGAUCGUGUUCGUUGCACAAUCUAUGGUUGUACACUACUCUAUUAAAUAAGUGCAAAUCUACUAGUGUGUGCGUAUGUCAUUCCUGUUACACCUUCUUCCAACUGAUCUUGGUGUGGUAUGAAUAAGAAACUAAAAUGUGUUGAUUGUUAACUCCUAUAUUCGGGGCAUAUUGUGGAAAUGAACGUCUAUAGUUCAGUGUUGUACAGGCGUUCAAUAUUCUCAACCAGUGAUCGUUGUCUUAAUGUAUUGCUAAGCAAAACUUUUGAACACAGCUUUUGUUGAUAUGAUAUGAAUGUGUACUUAUUCUAUCUUUUUCCGGUUUGUUCUGAGUUUAUAAGUUAGUACUUAUGCGCAGAUGGUGUUAGUAGUUGACUAUGAAAAGUGAGAGUGCAUGUAAUGCGAGAAAAAGACUUAAACUGUUUUCAUGAUGAUUCAGUGUAUGAGAUUCAAUGAGUGCAAGUUACUUUUGUGUGAUUUUGUGUAAAGGAUUUGUUAGUGCGAAUCAGAUAUUUGUAUUUUUUAUAAUUACACCAAAAGAGUGACAAUGUAUGUGUGGUUGUGAAUAUUUGUAUGGAAAAUAUUUUAAACUCAAAAUGCUGGAACAGUGCUACUCUCACUGCUGUUGGCAGUACAGAAUGUUUAAUACGUUUAAUCUAAAAUACGGUGAAAAUGAGAAAUGCAGUACAAUAGUAUUUUAGCAUAUACAUGAAGAAAUUGCAUGUACAUCGAAGUUAAGAAAUGGUGUGUUCGUAUUUGAAUUUAUUCGCUGUGAUAGUGCUAUGGCACGAAUAAAAAUAAAACGUUUUUCAACUCGUGCCGUUGUUAGCCACUAAAUCUAUGCCUAAAUUGAUAAAUCAGAGUUUUUUUUAGUUGUGAAUAAAACAUUCUGCACUAUAUUUAUUUCAUAAAAACAAGUUUAAAACACCACAACAUCUUUUAGAGGUGUUUGCCUGAGACCAUAACUUUGAUAUCGUGAUGCUAGAUAAUAAAUCUAAGCUACAAUGUAAACGUUUAGUGUUUAUGCGAAAACUGACGUGCGAUCGAUUGUGAUAAAUAUUUGAAAUACUGCUUCCUGACAAUGUGCGAAAAAUACCGAUUUUGCUAAAAUCAAAAUCGUAUUUCAAUUGAGGCAGUUUUCGGGGGAAAGCAGGAAGCAUCAAAAAUGACAUCAUUAGGAAUUAUGACACUGAGCCGUGGACCAUACAGCGAGCUCGAUAAAAUGAGCCUAUUUCAAGAUUUGAAACUAAAGAGACGAAAAGUUGACUCACGAUGUAGCAGCGACGGCGAAUCCAUUGCUGAAACGAGCACAUCGUCACCAGACCUUCUGCAGCCUGUGUCACCGAAGAUGUGUGAUCAGCAGCCUGCGCAUCUAGGCCUGCCACAAAAGGGCCGUUUGAUGGAAAUCAGCGAAGAUGGGCUGCAAAAGGAUCCACCUGACGCCUUAACUUCGUCACCAACUUCGCCAUCAAGUGUAGAUGAAGAACAAGAGCAAGUGUGCUCCACCGUUAGUGGUAUACAAACAUCUGCAAAUGAUGGCGGUAGCAAUAGUGCUGGUAUUAACGAAAAUGUUGAUUUACAAAUCACCAGCAAUUACCAUGCAAAUGGUUUGAAUGAAAACGAAUUAAAGGAUAGAAAUGCAUGCCGUGGUCAGGAAGAAGAGUAUAUUCUCACCAGCUAUGAAUCAGACGGUAGCAAUCUAGCAGCAACAGACACUUUGCUUUCAAAACCAUCAACAAAACCAACAAUAAACAGGUAUGACAACGCUACUGUACUAAAUACCAUUAAUCUGAAGGACGAUGCGUAUGAGAGUAGUAAUAUAGUGUCCCCCGACUGUUCACCAGAUGUGUUAACAGAGGAACACACAGACGGUAUAAAUGGUGGUCUGAGCAGUGCAUCAAACCUAUCCGCUGCUAGUGUUAUACGUUCUGUAGCUGAUGAACAACGACCUCGUUCGGUCAAUCCUCCGAUCAAUUUUACAACUACAUCGACGAGUACUAAAGAACAGAGAAAUAGUAGCAGUAUUUGUGACAACGUUCUCGACAAUAGCAACUAUGUACGAUUAGAUAGCGCUCCCAGUAUCAAAAUACAUACCGGCCAUAAUACUAACAACAUUCGGUGUGCUGUCCCUACCACUACAACAACAUGCCACAUAGAUAGUGGCGCUAGUAGUAAAACCACCAAUGCAAUACUAAUAAAAUCCAUUGAGUCGCUACACCAGCAAUACGACGAGGAGAGUGUUGGUGUGGAAAAUGAUAUAGAUUGUACGAAAGCACAAAACGGAGUGGCUGCAAGCGGUACUGCAAUAAACCCAUGCACUGACAACGUCAGAACUUUGUUUAGUAGUGAUCAAACACAACAUCAUGCAACGGUCCUUGUUACUCCCCCGUUAUCACGAAUGAAAAACAAUAACCUCUCAAACCCGCAAGGUAAUAGCACGGGAAACACAGCGACGGCUGCAGCUGCUGUAGCGGCAGCAGCUACGACUCUGGUAACACUAGGAAUGCGGAAGCAGCAAUCGUUGCCACCUCUUUCCACAAAGUUGACAGAAUCACCGUGUUUAUCCACACUAUCGUCAUCCACAUCGGCAUCUACAUCAUCGAUAUUUUCUUCGUGUUCAUCGAUACCCAACUCCAUCAUCGUAUCAAGUGACCAAAAUUUUUUUUACAACGACUCUAAUAAAAAUACUGGAAUUUCAAAUCGUAAUCAAAGAGAUGGAAAAGAAAUGAAUGAUGAUCAUAAAAGUAGGCAGAACAUCAUAUCACCGUCGAGGAUAGACUCUUCAACGUUCAGUGACACUACCACCACGAUUAACACUGCCACUAACACUACCGCCUCAGAGGAAUCCUCAUUGUCGUUAUCCUUUCAUCCUCAAAAAUCAUUCACUGAAGUUGGUGGAUUACCUUCAAAGAUUAUUUCUAGUCAAGUUAUAGCCUGUGCUGGAAACAUUAGUAGCGCAGUGCCUAAUAACUCUAGCCAGCAGCAGCAUGUAAUUAUAACGCAACAACAAAUGUUGCAAGCAAUGCACCAACAGAUUCGCAUAAAAAAGGAACGUCAACAAAAACAUUUGAUUGUGCAGAACAACCAUCGCACUGUUCACACAAGUUUUUCGGAGGUUCAUAAUGCCCAACAGCUAAUUAUAAAACGUGAACGUAGUGCAAGCAGCGGUUUAAAAUCACCAAAUUCGUCCGGUUCCGUAGCUCUUUCUCAUGCGGCAAUUAUACGUCAGUCCGCUAGUCCAGGACCAAUGGGAAAUGUUAACCAAAUGGGCCCGAUGCAACCACCGAUAUCUCCGCAUCAAUCUAUAUCAUACCGUCACCCAAACAGUCCUGUGCCCAUGGGUUCAUCGUGUGGUACACAAAAACCUCAGGUGAUUGUCAAACGCGAACAUGCAUCAUCGAUACAUCAACAGCAAUUCCACCUUCAGCAUCAACCUCCAUCGAUAGGAAGAACUAUUAACGUUGGUGCAUUAAGUCCAGCUGGGAAUUUCACAACAAACAAUCUACCUACAACCACGUCUUCGUUUGCAUCCACGGUUGGUUGUCUGUCGAUGCGUAAUCCGAUUCGUGAUACUGCUUUAUUGUUUCGUGUGAAAAAUGAAACAAAUGCGUUAUUAAGUCAACAACCAAAACAACAACAACAGCAGCAGCAACAGCAGCAGCAGCAGCAGCAGCAGCAGGAGCAGCAGCAGCAACAGCAACAGCAACAGCAACAGCAGCAACAACAUCAGCAACAACAUCAACAGCAUCAGCAACAACAUCAACAGCAUCACCAAAAACAAAAUCAUCGCAUGGUAUGGCCAAGUCCCGCAGCAUUAUCUGGAACUGCAGUAGUAUCUUCCGGAGUUAUGACACCUCACCGAAUUAAUGGCGUAAAACCAGAAGUUAUAGGUGGUCCUUUGCCACCUAUAAGAAGUCAGAUAUUAUCUCCCCACCACACGCAUCAACAACAAACGCAGCAGCAGCAACAACAACAUUCUCUUCAUAAUCACCAACAGCAGCAAUCGCCACAGCAUCAUCCUAGUAGCUCGGGGUCAAAUGCAUCACAAACCCCUGCACGUAUGACACCGACUGUAAUAAUGGGUGAAUCAUGCGGCGUACGUACGAUGGUAUGGAGCUACGAUACUACGUUGCAAAAAGUCCAUAACACUAAUUCAACAAAUACUGUUAGAAGUGGAAGUACGGACACCGAUUCAGUGUCUGGUAUAGCCACGGUAGGUAGCAACAACGCAGGAAACAAUCUCGGAACCCAACUGCAGCAUCAUCCACAACAACAAUUGACACAUCAUCAACAUUCGCAGAAUCAACAGAAUGCGGCAAGCACAGUUAAUAACCAUCAACAAGUACAUCCUAAUCAAACAAAUGGUGGGAUCGCAAAUACUAGCAAUAGUAGUAGUUCUGAAAUCAUCGAAAAUAGCAACAGCAACAAUAGUUCCCACAACACUGUGUCGCAAAAUAGUAACAACGAAGAGGCAGCACAUCUUCUCUUAAGUUUGGGACAGUCAGUUGUACCGAAUACGUCGCCAACUGCAGCUGCAGUAGCGGUUGCCGCAGCGGCUGUUGUCGCAGGUCAUACUCAAUCUUGGCAGGGAACGAACCAUGUUCGCACUAACUUACCACUUAAUAUGGAGCGGCUGUGGGCCGGGGACUAUGCUCAAUUUUCAUCAACGGGAUCUCAGCAACAACAGCAAGCUCUUAACCUUACAUCUCAACAGCAGCAGCAACAACAAAAUAUAUCUUGGAGCUUGUCUGGUACAGGAUCUGCGGGUGGGCCGAAAAAGGAAAUAUUAGACGACAUGCCGCCGGACGAUGACGAUCAACCGUUGGUGUGCAUGAUAUGUGAAGAUAAAGCAACAGGAUUACAUUAUGGCAUAAUAACGUGUGAAGGGUGCAAAGGGUUCUUCAAGCGAACUGUGCAGAAUCGUCGAGUAUAUACAUGUGUAGCUGAUGGAACUUGUGAGAUAACAAAGGCUCAGCGCAACCGUUGCCAGUAUUGUAGGUUUAAAAAGUGUAUCGAGCAAGGCAUGGUGCUUCAAGCGGUUCGAGAAGAUCGUAUGCCCGGUGGUAGAAAUAGUGGAGCUGUUUAUAACUUGUAUAAAGUUAAAUAUAAGAAACAUAAAAAGAGUAACCUGAAAUCGACUACCACUAAGUUACAGCAAGGUUCUGGUGCCAUUGGAGCCGCUAUCACUAAUCUUAGUGACAUCGGAGUAGGAGCAGGAGGUUCGCUGCAACUAGGCAGCGGUAUUGGUUCUGUUGGAAUCGCGGAAAGUCCAAAGUCUUCAAAUGCGUAUCAGCACGCACAUUUAUCAACGCACCUUCAACACCAUCAUCUGCCUUCGACAACUUCCCCAGCGUUGGUUAAAUCAGAGAGCAUGAAUUUGAACUUAAUGAACGGUACCAUCCUCAAAACCGCUCUCACCAAUCCGAGUGAGAUCGUGCAUUUACGACACAGGCUUGAUAAUGCCGUAAGCUCAUCUAAGGAUAGAUCGAUUUCGUACGAACAGGCCUUGAAUAUGAUACACACCCUAAUUGACUGUGAUGCAAUGGAAGAUAUAGCAACUCUGCCGCAUUUUAGUGAAUUCCUCGCAGAUAAGUCAGAGAUUGGUGACAAGCUGUGUAAUAUUGGCGACUCGAUCGUACACAAGCUGGUCUCGUGGACACGCAAGCUUCCGUUUUAUACGGACAUUCCUGUCGAAAUACAUACUAAAUUGCUGACGGAUAAGUGGCAUGAGAUACUGGUUUUAACAACGGCUGCCUACCAAGCUAUGCAUGGUAAGAAGAAUAUCAGUGUUACCCAAACGCCAAGUGCAGGACUGGUGCUAACACCGGAUAAAAAUGAUCCCGAGUUCACUGAAGAGAUAACUGCCCAUUUGAAUACGUUACAAUCCUGCCUUACGACCCUAAUGGGACAUCCAAUAUCUAUAGAGCAACUUAAGAUCGACGUUGGCCAAAUGGUGGAGAAAAUGACCCAAAUUACGAUAAUGUUUCGUAGAAUUAAACUAAAAAUGGAAGAGUAUGUUUGUCUGAAGGUGUACAUUCUACUUAAUACAGAAGUUGAGCUGGAAAGCAUACAAGAAAGAUACGUACAAGUACUUAGAAGUUAUCUGCAACACACUGUUCCACAUAAUCCCAAUCGACUGAGUGAUCUUCUGGCGCAUAUUCCAGAGAUUCAAACGGCAGCUAGUUUGCUCCUGGAGAGCAAAAUGUUUUAUGUACCCUUCGUUCUAAAUUCUGCCAAUAUUAGGUAGCGAAUGAUCGAUCGAGUCGUAAAAUUGCCAUCGAACAUUAAUCGAAGUUCUUGUGAUAAACGUCAAGAGAAGCUGGAACAAAAUUGCUUGUACUGCAGUAGAGUUACUGAUGAAGAUCACUGCCUGAACGAUCAUGAGCCUUUGUAUAGCAAAAGAAAUCAUAACUACUCGAUGGUAGGAUGUUCCUUUUUGCAUGAAAUUACCCCGAUGUCGUUAUCGACAACCAAGGAGCAAGAAUUGGCGUCCGAUUCUACUGCUGCCAGCAUGCAGACCAGAAUAAAUUCAUCACUGGGAAUGACUUCCAAAAGGCUAAUUAAGAUGAACACACCCGAUAGCAACAAUGACAUUGAAAAUACCAAGAUUAGCACGGACGUCCCAAGUUUCACUGCCGAUAUACAUAAUUUUAACAAAAAUUGUCGUAUUAGUAAUAAUAAUUACGAUGUACAUAACAAUUCUGAUGAUACCAAUAGCACCAAUGCCGUAACAAUAUUUGUUAUUAAAACAGUGUUACCUGAUGAUUAAUCACUUCGAGACAUUCGAGGCCAUAAUAAAGCACAGUCAAUAUGGGAUACGUACCCAUUUACAAAAUUUUGACUACGAUCGGAUCCUAAAACUGUAAAAUAGAUAGGAAAACGCUACCCCGUUUCGUCGCACGAUGAGUUAUAUCUCUUGUCUCAUAUACAUUUUCUGCUUUUGAACAUGGAGUUCCGUCCUUGGCGAGACGCAUUUUUGCCAUAUUACAUUGGAUAGGUGGAAUUGGAACUAUUCUUUCAAGUUCGAUUCCAGUGAGCGAUUUGACAUGAAAAUUCUUCUUGCUAGUGUUAUAACAAGCAUCAAAUCAGAAUUGGUUUUAGUUGUAAUUAUUCUGCUGGACCGAUCAAAACGAUUGAUAUCAUGAUGAAAUCAUCUCUGUUCUUGUGCUGCCUUUCAUUUAAAUGAAAAUAAUAUUAUGUUUACCUUUUAUUUGACAUUCUGACAGUUAAUUUCCUCUCGGCACGAAACUGACCACGGGCAUGCAAAUUUUCACUUUUUUUUAUUCAUUUUCAAAAUGUCUUUGUGGAAAAGAUGUUACAAGCUUUCUGGCGUAUUUAAUUUCUUCCCACCUUAUCCAAUGUAAUAUGGCCAUUAUGGCUUAAAUUCCACAAGCAAUUAAUUCUUUCCACUUUUGGUGCUGCGGAUUUCGUGUCAUCUUUAACGAGAGACAGUAAGAAAAAUUUCAUCGUAAAAUAAUCCUUGUCCCCUUUGUUCAUAAAAAAAUAAUAUACAAGUAAACGCAUUUAUUCAAACAAAUAUUGGCUAGCAGCAGUAACAUAGGUCUCAUCGGUAAGUUUCUCUAUUGAGUUGAGUGGUUUGCGUGGCACAUAAAUGACAUGUACGUUGUUAAAAUUGCGAUAAUGUGACACGGUGCUGCUAUCAACUGAUUACAUGGAGGUAUAUGAAGAUUUACGUUUAAUAUAAUAAUGUCGUAUACUAAUGGGUAAACCUAUCUUCUGAAACUCCAUACAAUCAUUACACUGCUGUUGGACGAUGAUGAUUACGAAGAGGGUUCGAGUAGUAUAUAUAAUGAAAUCAGGACAGCUGGUCAGCAACGUCUAGUUUGAUUAAUUUUUGUUUAAUAUGAAUUCCGAUACCGGUAGGUAAAGAAAUUCAGAUGCUGAUGAUGUGUUUUAAGCAAUUACAUUGCAAGAAGUGAAAACAUUCAUUUGUCGUGGUUCACAUUCAUAAAAGAUUUCAUAGCUAUAAUGCAGAAAAUGCAUUAGACAAGUAUCAUCAACUCACAGAAAAAAUCACCUUACUCAUAAAAACAUUCGAGGAAAUAUUUUUUUUUCCAAUACUAAGAAGUCUGAAAUGAAUGCCUUCUAUAUUAAAUUAGCAAAUUACUGAGCAUAAGAAAGCAUAACACAAAACACGCUAGCGUUUUACAAUAAAUAGGCAAAAUAUUGGAUAGAAAAGUAAUAGAUUAAUACAAUACAGAAAUCAACAUGGUGGGUGGGCGUAAGUAUAGGGUGUUGAAGGAAUCUAAAUAAGUAGAAUGUACCAAAAUGUCAGCAAAAGUUCUGUUGAUAAACGUAAUAUUUGCGUUGAAGCGUUAUAUGAUACAAUGAAUCAUCAGAUAUAAUUUUUUAACGAUA